Molecule: messenger RNA, 675 nt
Organism: Arabidopsis lyrata subsp. lyrata
Lineage: Eukaryota; Viridiplantae; Streptophyta; Magnoliopsida; Brassicales; Brassicaceae
Exons: 1
Coding region: 294-566 (90 amino acids)
Source: RefSeq, a predicted model, not a curated record
CAACCUCUCGUUUAAUUUGUCUCCAUGACCAAAAACAAAGAGAGAAGGCAUAAAAACCCUAACAACAUCCAUUGUUGAAACUCUCUUUGGCACAACACCAUACACACAAAAUAUGGCCAUCCCCUAAAUAACCCUCUGAAUCUAUAGAAGAUCUCACCAAUAAAGGGUUUUGAGAGGUUCAAGCUUCUCUUUAGGGGAUGGCCCCAAACACAAGAGUGCUCACAAAAGGUAAGGAGAAGAAGAGGUCUCUUGGAGAUUAUGAUUAUGAAUGUUUGUGUGUGGGUGUUGUGUAAAUGAUCAUCAUCAUAAUUAUCAAUAUGGUGAUGAUGAUGAUGAGGAUUGUGUGUGAAUGGAGCGAUGAAGAUUGCAUGAAGGUUGAUGAAGACAAGCUUGAUGUGUCUUUUAUUAUCCCUCGUUUGGGCAACUUCGAUCCUUUGGCAAGCUUCGGUUCCCCUCGGAAUCAGCAGAUUAUUAUUACUAGCUCUUAUUUUGUCUUAUGUUCCUUGUUUACUUUGUUUCCGGUUUGGUUUGGUUUAUUGUCUUUAAUUUCGUUAUGUUUGUGUUGAAUGUGUGUGUUGUUGUUGUUAUCCCCUGUGAUGCACCACCAUUCAGGUGUGUUCCCCUAUCGGUGUGUGAGGAAUAAAAGAAUAUUCGGUUUUUAUAUCUAAAAUUAAA